AUGGCUGCCGAUCAAAAAUAUAUUCGCAAAGCCUAUGUUAUGGAAUUAUUAGAAGGGAAAGUAGAUGAAUAUAAAAAGUCACACGAAAACGUAUGGCCAGAAGUAAUUGAAAACUUAAAAGAACAUGGUGUAAAACGAUUUGUUGUUAAUUGGUUACCAAAUACAAAUUUACUAGUUUGUUCAGUUGAUGUUGAAAAUGAUGAACAAUGGAAUUCUAUUUCAAAAACAGAUAUUUGUAAGAAAUGGUGGAGCUAUCUGGAAAAUUCUGUAUUAUUCAAAGAUGGAAGUCCCGUGGUAAAAGAUUUAGUUGAAUUCUGUACUGAUCAACAUUUUACAAUACAUGUAGAAGUAGCCGUAACAAUUUAUACAGUUCUGACGUCAUUAAACACAUGCUCGACAGUUACCUAUUUGCUUCUUCUAACAACACUCUUAUCAUCCUGCAACACUAGUCAUUUUAAUGGUGGUACCAUCCGCUGGGUUCCCGUCGACGGAUGCGAUGCUACAUCUCCUAUUGAAGUAACACUGAUACAAACCUAUAUCUGGACGUUAGCACGUGUCGCCUGUCCUACCAUUGGUUCUUCAAUCACACCAUACGCUGGCGAUAUCAACAGUACAUUGACUUGUACAGCUAACUGCGGUGUAACUUCAAGUGGUUUCAUUCCACCAUCGAUUAUCGGUAUCUGUACAGGGAAAUCAAGUGUUCUCGGUCUAUCCUAUUCACAACGUACCGAUACAGUGAAUUUAAAUUCAAACGAUUUAUUUACUGCUUCAUUCAAAUCAAAUACAGGCAGUUUCUAUCGCCUGCUGAAUGGUUUGAGUUCAACGUCAACUAGUGCACAGUGGAUUCUGUCAAUGGUUAUUGAUUUGCAAUGGUUAACAAAUAAGGGUCGUAUUAAUACACCGCCCGUAGCAAUGAUUGUAACUCCAGUGGCGAUCCCAGUGGGUAUUGCAACACAGAUACAGAUACCUGUUGGUGAUGUAGAUAGUGAUCAGGAUGUGCGAUGUCGUUGGAGCGUGGGUACAGAGGAAUGUGCUGAUGUCUGUUUCGCUACAUACAUACCGCCGGGCACUAUUCUGUCAACGGAUUGUGCACUGACGAUUACUGGUCUAGUAAUAAACGAUUGGUACGCAGCAGCUAUUCAGGUAGAGGACUUUCAGGAUAAUACGACUACAGUGGCACUGAGUUCCGUCCCUGUUCAGUUUUUAAUCAGAGUUUAUGCUACUCCUUCCUAUUCAUUACCUACACUUACGAGUAAUCAAUCGUAUGUCGAUGUAGAUGUUGGCAUACCGUUUACUACUACACUAUUUGCCACAAACUAUGGUGGCACCAGUGUCUCAAUAUCUUCGAUUAUUAUCCAAACGACAUUCUUUGGUGCAACACAGGGUAGUCUUAUACAGGAGACAACAAAUAAUUCGUUGUACUCAUCGAUCGUCAGUUGGACACCGACAUCGCCUCAAGUUGGCAUUCAAAUUCUUUGUGCUUUAGCGGUAGACAGUUUUGGAACCAGAUCCCAAAAAGCACAAGCAGCACAUCAUCGUCGACAACUUCUACAGCCACUACAAGCACAGCCAGCACAUCAUCGUCGACAACUUCUACAGUCACUACAAGCACAAGCAGCACAACAUCGUCGACAACUUCUACAGUCACUACAAGCACAAGCAGCACAACAUCGUCGACAACUUCUACAGCCACUACAAGCACAACCAGCACAUCAUCGUCGACAACUUCUACAAGCACAAGCAGCACAUCGUCGUCGACAACUUCUACAGUCACUACAAGCACGUAAGUGUAUUCGUCCUUGA
Didymodactylos carnosus is the source of this 1803-nucleotide messenger RNA. The record is from the annotation of a GenBank genome assembly. Lineage: Eukaryota; Metazoa; Rotifera; Eurotatoria; Philodinida; Philodinidae.